Molecule: messenger RNA, 1052 nt
Organism: Silurus meridionalis
Lineage: Eukaryota; Metazoa; Chordata; Actinopteri; Siluriformes; Siluridae
Gene: mtres1
Product: mitochondrial transcription rescue factor 1
Exons: 4
Coding region: 169-843 (224 amino acids)
Source: RefSeq, a predicted model, not a curated record
CUUCCGCUUUAACACUCUUCUUCUGUGAGCUAAGAGCUGCUGGUUAAUAAACACGUUCUGCGCUCUCUGUUUACAAGGAGAAAGCGGGCUGAAGGUCCGAGUUCAUUCACGUGAGGGUUUAAUAAUACGGAUUGGAAUCCGCUUCUGUGCUUUCUACGAGAGGAGAAGAUGCAGAGUUUCUCGGUCCAGGCUCUGACCCUGCGUCAGCUCGGGAAACUCUCGUCUCUGCAGGCUGUGUGUUCGUGGCCCGGCCUGAGUUUUUCCCUGCGUUGUCCCCGAGCGCUGCAUGCGCGUCAGCUGUGGGGCUCCGGAGCUCCUUUCGCUCAGCGCUCAGCGGCGCUCCUGAAGUCCCGAGACGCCACACAUGGCCUCACCUAUCAGCAGACACGCUUUAAAGGCUAUAAGAGGAAAAAGGGGCAAGCAGGAAGUGCAGAGGAGGAAGAAGAGGAAGAUCCAGAGGCCAGCGAUUACGAGGACGAACUGCAAGAAGAUCCCAGUUUACCCAAGGACUAUAAAGAUCAGGAGAAAACUGUUCACUCGCUACGCUUCGAUCUCGUCAUGAAGACGGGACUCGACGUCGCCAGGCAUAAAAUCGAGGACGCUUUCUACGACCACAAGCUGAGACUGAACGGACAGAAGCUCGUCAAGAAAAGCAAAACGGUGAAAGUGGGAGACACGUUAGACCUAAUCAUUGAAGAGGACAAAGAGAAGGACGCAGUGACACUGAAGAGAGUCGUCCUGAAGAAGAUCGUCGGUGAAACAAAGGAUGGAGAGAAACAGAAAGUCCUGCUGAGAACCUGGAAACAUCUUCAGCUUCCUAAACAAGACACCUUUAGAGAAUAAUGUUACUUUGCCAUUUUUUUUAAAGAGCAUCAAAAUGUACUCUAAAAAAAACAAAAACACAACAGUGGACAGAAUUGAAAGCAGGUUUUCACAGCUGUGUAAGGAUUUCACUUUAACCGAUGAAAUGUACAGGAUUUUUUCAUCUCACAUGGUGAAAGAUGUCUGGUUUAAAGUAUUAUUUGCGUAUAUAAUAUAUAACUUUCACUUUA